Arachis ipaensis is the source of this 1451-nucleotide messenger RNA. RefSeq lists its product as uncharacterized. The record is from RefSeq and is a predicted model, not a curated record. Lineage: Eukaryota; Viridiplantae; Streptophyta; Magnoliopsida; Fabales; Fabaceae. Gene Ontology annotation, molecular function: protein binding.
CCAAGGAACAUAUAUAUAUAUAUAUAUGCACAACUCUUGAAGUGGAAGCUCAUAACAUAUAGAACACACAAACAUUGACACAAAAAAACCUUGAAUUACUUUAACUAACUCAUCAUUCAAGAAAAAACCAAGCAUGGAUUGGUUCUCAUGGCUUUCAAAAGCAGGCCUUGAUCCUUCCCUAGUAUAUGAAUACGGACUCCUCUUUUCACACAACGAGCUUGAAGAAGAAGACAUCAAGUACUUCAACCACGAGUUCCUCCAGAGCAUGGGGAUCUCCAUAGCCAAGCACAGGCUGGAGAUCCUCAAGCUCGUUCAUCGGAACAAGGCCGCCACCGCGGCUACCACGAAGAAGUACAUCAAAACCAAUAAUUACCCUACGAUACUCCAUGUUUCAAGGAUCAUGCAUGCAUUCAAGAAGACAAGAAGGUGCUUGUCAAGUUACUUGAAAACAAUGAUUGGUUGCGAGGACUCCACGCUCGCCGUGGUUCCAAUACCAAGGCCUUGUUCUUCGUAUGGAACCACGGCGAAGUGGAAGAGCGCCGUGUUGAAGAGGAACAACACCAAGAAUCAAAAGAAUUAUCUUCAUCAUCAUCAUCACCAAGAGAGGCUGUUGCUUACAAAUGGAAGCCCUAUAACAUCAUCAACAAUGGUGGUUCCUGCAUUGCCUGCUCCUGAUGGAUUCUAUAGUAGUCCCAUGGUUUACCAUUUCCAGAAGGAAGAGAAGAUGGACGCCGGCGACGACGACGACGGAUAUUGGUCUUCUGCGGUUCAAGAUUUCAGGUGGGAUAGUAUGUUCCAAGAUCUAAAGCCUAACUGAAUUUUCGGUACGAAUUUAAUUUUAAUGCAUUGACAGCGUAAAAUAAUUUUACACAGACUGAUUGGUUGAUGUCUGUGUAAAAUUUGUUUACUAUGAAAGUGCGUAAAUUAAAAAUACUUUUUCUUUAGAGGUAAAUCAAACGUUUAUCCCUAUAUUUCUAAAUUUAUUGGUGAGAGAUGAGUUUUUUGUGUUCUUCCACCAUAGAGAUUUGAAUCUGGUUUUCUUUUUUUUCUUUUAAAAGAGAUUUGUUGAUCUUUUAUUAUUAGUAUUCAUUUUAGUGGUGUGUCACGCGGAUAGGUAACUUUAGCACCUGUCUGUUUCAGUCAUGAGAGUGUUUUUCACUUUCUUGCUUUUCUUUGUUUCAACUUUAAUUUCCCCUUUUCUUUUCCUCUUGUUUUUUUAUAAUUUUUUUUUAAACUUUGAUAGGGGAAAAUUUGCAUUAGAUUAGCGUAUGUUCCGGGAGAGAAUGAUUGAGAUAGAUGUAAUAGUUUAGGGUUUGAAGUCCAAACUUUUGGGCUAUUGAAUAUGAUGGACUUUUUUUUUUGGUGACUAUAUGAUGGACUUUGGUAUAUGCAUUGUAUUAUCUUAUGGUUGAUAAUAUAAAUUAACAGAGUAGUAAUGUAUAUUUUGAUGA